AUGUGUCCUCUAAGGAGUAAUCUGCAUGACUUCAAUAUAGAGAAUGAACAAUAUUGUAGUGAAUUGCUAUGUCCAAGAUGGAUUGAGGAUUUUUUUCUGCAUUUCAGCCCAGUGAUCUCUGGCUUGGUCCCUGCUUCCAUCCCUUUAGAGUCUUUCCAGCUGCAGUUAGUGAAAGGGGACAAAGAGAAGAAAGAAUACCUCAUCAACUACUCUUUCACCUCAUAUGACCUUGUCUGUCUGGCAGUGUGUGCAGUCUUGGGGGUCUGGUACUUGUUGAAAAAGCACUGGAUUGCAAACAACCUUCUGGGCCUUGCAUUUGCUGUCAAUGGUGUGGAACUCCUACAUCUCAACAAUGUCCAGACUGGGGCACUUCUCCUUGGGGGGCUGUUCAUCUACGAUGUCUUCUGGGUCUUUGGCACAAAUGUUAUGGUCACAGUUGCGAAGUCAUUUGAAGCACCCAUUAAAUUGGUGUUUCCACAAGACCUGUUGGAGAAAGGACUUGAAGCAGAUAACUUCGCAAUGUUAGGAUUAGGAGAUAUUGUCAUCCCAGGGAUUUUCAUUGCGCUUUUACUGCGGUUUGACCAUAGCUUAAACCGUGGGUCCAAUACCUACUUUAAGGCAACAUUUGUUGCCUACUUUGCUGGUCUGAUGAUGACGAUCUUCGUUAUGCAUGUGUUCAAGCAUGCACAACCUGCUCUGUUGUACCUGGUACCAGCCUGUCUUGCAGCACCCAUUGUCCUUGCAGCCAUAAAGGGAGAUAUCAAGGCUCUCUUUAAGUAUGAGGAUCAUCCAAAUGACGGCGAGCCUGAAGCUGAGAAAGACAGUGACAAGAAAAAGUCUGGCAAGAAAGACGUAAAGAAAGAUAAAUGAUGCAGAGGUCAAAAGGAAGAAAGAGGAAUGAUGCUAGCUGUGAUUCCUUCCAGCAAGUAACUCCAGCGCACCUGCAUUGACAUCACCAAGCAUAGUAUUAUGUCCAGCACAAGAGAGCAUUUUAAUCUAAUUUGCCACCAGGACUUUUUUCUCUUACUCUUUGCUUUUUUUUAGUCUGGGUUCCUUUUUUUAUAUAUUGAAGUGAGAAGUUAGUGAUUUCCACAUUAAUUAAUUGUAAACAGAGUGGGUGAGAGAAGAAUUUGUCGGUAGGAUUUUUUUAUUUUAUUUUUGGUAUAAAAGCAGCGUUUCUGCAGGUUCAGCAUUUGUUUUUAGGGUCAGAUUUCUGUUAUGGCUUGGAAGAUGUGGGGAUCAAUGGAAGCAACAAACUCUUCUAUAGAAUUUGUUAUUGAAAUAUCAGAGAUGUACAGAUAAAGUACAAGAGAUAUC
Molecule: messenger RNA, 1317 nt
Organism: Penaeus indicus
Lineage: Eukaryota; Metazoa; Arthropoda; Malacostraca; Decapoda; Penaeidae
Product: minor histocompatibility antigen H13-like
Exons: 6
Coding region: 1-870 (289 amino acids)
Biological process (GO): membrane protein proteolysis
Cellular component (GO): membrane; cytoplasmic side of endoplasmic reticulum membrane; lumenal side of endoplasmic reticulum membrane
Molecular function (GO): aspartic endopeptidase activity, intramembrane cleaving
Source: RefSeq, a predicted model, not a curated record